CAGAACUAACCAUGCAUUCAGCCGUGAGCCCCAUCCUCUGUAUCCUGACCGCCUCUUUCGCCGUUGCCACGGAGACGGUGGUGGGCGUGGCAGGCCGACGGGUGACCCUGCCCUGCUCGGCUGAGGCGGAGAGCAAGGGCGGGGUGUGCUGGGGCCGAGGGAAGCCCUCGCUGUUCGCCUGUCACAACGCCCUGCUCAUCACCAACGGAGUCCAGGUCACACACAGAGCCUCCUACAGGUACAGCCUGCCCUCGGAGGCCUCAGCGGGGGACGUCUCCAUGGCCAUCCUCCACAGCAGACAGGCAGACUCUGGUUUCUACCACUGCAGGGUGCAGGUUCCCGGCCUGUUUAACGACCACAUAUACAAAGUUCACCUCAUCAUUGUAGAAGCCCCUGAGCAAGCCGCUAGGCCGGCCCGACCAGCCCUCACUGAGAGCUUCACAGACACCACGAAGGCAGACCCGGCGGAGGCGGGACCAACAGAAGCACAUCCUGGCGACACAAUUACUGAUGCAACGGAGGAGUCAGGAAGUGGUGAGGCUUGGGACAGCAUGGUGGAGCCUGUGGUCGCUCUUGUCAAGAGAUCUCAGCAGUCAGACCUUCAGCGGGGCAGCCUAUGGGGCUUCAUAGGAAGCACAUUCAGACUGUCCUUCAUCAUCUUCAUACCUGCACUACUGCUUACUGUUGGCUACAGAUUGAUGAGGUCACAGCAGAGGCAGUGGAAUGGACGACGGAUACCAUCUGACCUAGAAGACAACUCAUUGUAGAGAGUGUGUGUGUGUUUGUGUGUGUGUGUGUGUUUGUGUGUGUGUGUGUACGUGUGUUUGUGUGGGUGGUGUGUGUGUGUUUAAACUGAGUGUUCAGGAAGGUGAGCUUGUGGACUAAGAUCUGUCAGCAGACAGUUACUGUGAUAGCAUCAAUUAGCAAAAAUGGCUACUUCUAUUGUAAUAGAUACCAAGUGCCCGCUUCAAAAUAAAAAAAUACUACAAUGACAAUGGGAGACAGUUUAUUGAUCACACGUCAAAUCACAUUUGGGCAUUCAGUGUUGUUUGUUGUUAGUCCCGAUAAUAUAUAUCUAACCCAAUUUUUUAUUGUGCAUUGGCUAAGAGUCUAAGCCCACCCCAAAGAGGCAAUUGGAUGACGUCACCUCCACAGAACCGACCAUAUUGAAGUACACACAAGGUAUGCCUCCAAAAAACCUUUACACAUUAUACCCAAUAUACAAUAUUCAAAUAUGAUGCUCGAAUAAUGUACGGAAAAGACACCGAGAUGCAGAAUAGCGGGAAUGCUCACCGACCAAAAAGAUCACAUUGAAUGGAGAAUAGAGAUUUCUAGAUAUAAACAUGACAAUGAAAAUUAGACACACACUUUGUUGAUUGAUUGAUGAGUCAUGUAUGUAGGAAACAUACAUUUGCUUCCCCAUACAUGUCUAUUUUGCCAUUUUACAAUAAUAUAUACAAUAAUAGCCUUUAC
Gadus chalcogrammus (walleye pollock) is the source of this 1473-nucleotide messenger RNA. Its product is annotated as hepatitis A virus cellular receptor 1 homolog. The record is from RefSeq and is a predicted model, not a curated record. The coding region runs from base 12 to 767 and encodes 251 amino acids. The transcript is spliced from 7 exons. Lineage: Eukaryota; Metazoa; Chordata; Actinopteri; Gadiformes; Gadidae.